This is a messenger RNA of Patella vulgata (common limpet), 465 nucleotides long. RefSeq lists its product as uncharacterized. Lineage: Eukaryota; Metazoa; Mollusca; Gastropoda; Patellidae. The record is from RefSeq and is a predicted model, not a curated record. Bases 97 to 465 code for a protein of 122 amino acids. The transcript is spliced from 3 exons.
GGUAUCGACCCCAAGGUAAAAGCCCAAAUUUGGGCGGAUGAAUUUGUGGAGUUAGGUACACUAAUUGGGACGAUAGGAGCCACUAACAGAUAUUCCAUGAUUGAACAAGAUGGGAUAAUUGCCCUUACAAAAAUGCAACAAUCGCCAGAAUUUUCCUCUUUCUCCGAUUGGCACACCGCUUUUAUCACGUUUGUAGGUAUCUAUGUGCAGAAGCACCCAAAUCAGAGUUCAGCACUGAUGAAAUACAUGCUGGCUAUCCAGAAUUUAGCAACAUCUGCUGGUGACGCACACGCUUUGAAUUACGAUCGAGCAUUUAGGCAAUUAAGAGCCCGUCACCCUGCAAGAGUUCCUUGGGACCGUCUUCAUCCGGAAUUCAAGCUGGAUUGCAACAAGGGUUCGACCUGUUUGUACGCUCAUAAAUGUCAAAGAUGCCGGGGAGCACAUGCCCGGAUAUCGUGUAUUUGA